AUGGACGCGACCAGGCCCCGCGGCCGGCCGUCGCUCACGUCGCGCCGCUCGCAGCUGUCGCGCCGCAGCAGGAGCUCCGAGCAGGAGGCGCAGGCGGACGACACCCGGCCGUCGGCCACGUCUUCCUCCUCCGCUGCGGAGGACGCGCGGCUGCUGGCAGACCACCGCCGACAGCUGGAGGCGAUCGCGGCCAAGCCGGCCUUCGCCGCCGCCUGCGCCACCGUCGAGCGCGUGCUGGCCAGCAACGUCUUCCGUGCCCAGCAGAAGAUCUUCAAGGGCCUGACGGAGGCGGACGCAGAGGGCGGCGGCCCGCGCUUCCGCUACCACGUGCGGCCGCUGUGGGUGUUCGAGUGCGAGCGCGCGAGCGGGCGCAGCGUGUCGGCGCUGUGCUGGAGCGCGGCUUGCGGCGACCUGCUGGCCGCGGCCUACGGCAAGUUCCACUACGGCGGCGGCGGCGGCCGGGGGCGCGGCCGCGGCGCCGUCUGUGUGUGGUGCGUCAAGAACCCCGCCGAGCCGGAGCGCGCCUACGGCUUCGGCGCGGAGGUGUCGUCGCUGCGCUUCUGCCCGGCGGCGCCCAACCUGCUGGCCGUCGGCUUCUACGACGGCGCCGUCGCCCUGGUGGACGUGUCGGCCGGCGGCGUCGCCUGCAGGGUGGUGGCGCGCGGCGCGGCGCCGGUGAGGGCCCCCGUCUGGCACGUCGAGUGGCUGCCGCGCCCAGACGCCGAGGAGGGCGAGGAUCUGCUCGCCGCCGACCAGGAGGGCCGCAUCUCCAGGUUCGCUCUCGCCGCUAGCGAGGCUCUGCUGUUCCAACAGCGCGGCGCCGUUGACAGGUACCGGCGCAACGGCGCGCGGCUGGAGCAGACGCAGGUGAUGCGCGUGCCUUGGCCAGAGGGCGCCGUGGGCGGCGUCGCGCCUCCCCCAGGCGCGCGGGCGCCGCGACGCCCGGGCGGGGAACCCCCGCCGCCUGGGGAGCCGGUGUCGUGCUUCGCGGCGGCGCUGGUGCUGGCUCUGCGGCCGGACGGCGCGGGCGACUACCUGGUGGGCACCGACGCGGGCUGCGUGCACGUCUGCUCCACGCGCAGCCUGCACCGACACCUCGACCACUUCCGCGCGCACCGCGGGCCCGUCUACUCCCUGCAGUACUCGCCCUUCUGUCCGCAGGUGCUGCUGACGGCGGGCGGGGACGGGUGCGUGCGCGUGUGGCGGCAGGGCGCGUGGCAGGCGCUGGCCACGCUGCGGCACGGCGCGCCGCUGCAGGCGGCCUGCUGGUCUCCGUCGCACGCCACGCUGCUGGCCACCGCCGCCGCGCCCGCCCUCUUCCUGUGGGACCUGCGCCGCGCCGCGCCCAGCCCCGCCUCCGCCACGGCCGCCGGCCUCUGCACGCAGCUGCUCUUCACGCCGUCGGGCCGCGGGCUCGUCGCCGGCGACGCCGCGGGCCGCGUGCACGUGCUCGCCCUCGAGGACGCGCCCUUCCCGCCCUUCUUCCAGGCCGACGCCCUCGUGGACGCCCUGCGCGCCGCCGUCCUCACCAGGCCGCAGCUGGCGCGCCAACUGCGAGAACUCGGGCCCCCCUUCGGAUGA
Schistocerca serialis cubense is the source of this 1581-nucleotide messenger RNA. Its product is annotated as dynein axonemal intermediate chain 4. Gene Ontology annotation, biological process: cilium movement. The coding region runs from base 1 to 1581 and encodes 526 amino acids. NCBI's taxonomy places the organism in Eukaryota, Metazoa, Arthropoda, Insecta, Orthoptera, Acrididae. Gene Ontology annotation, cellular component: axonemal dynein complex. The transcript is spliced from 5 exons. The record is from RefSeq and is a predicted model, not a curated record. Gene Ontology annotation, molecular function: dynein heavy chain binding; dynein light chain binding.